This is a messenger RNA of Linnemannia hyalina, 2157 nucleotides long. Lineage: Eukaryota; Fungi; Mortierellomycota; Mortierellomycetes; Mortierellales; Mortierellaceae. The record is from the annotation of a GenBank genome assembly.
AUGCGGCACUGCGGUUGGACUGUUGACGUUUGCGAGACGGAGGCGGAUCUUGCAAUGGCCCAGGAUGCUCAGCCUGACGACAUCAUCAUCUCGAAGGACAGUGAUAUGAUGGCGUAUCAAUCGCUGACGGCUCUGGCUGUGGUUUCGAGGAAUGACUAUCACAAGAAUAUCUACUCGCUUGGACGAGCAGCCAAUUUCAGCAUCAUCAAGGAGAUUGGAUCAAGCCCAGAUCGUGUCGAGCCUUUGGCCCAAGAGUCACGAGCCCAGCAACUCUUCCGUGUAUUGCAGGACAAGUUCAGGGAGCUUUGCAUCAAGCAUGAGACUCUGAAAAAUAUUCGAGCAGCAGGAGUCAAGGAGAGAACCAAGGACGACGUUGCCAAGCAGUUCAAGCUCAAGUUCUACCGGGAGCCGGCGCAGACCAACAGUGUUUCUAUCAAAAAGUCCAAACCGAAGGGCGACAGAGUCUCAUCUGGACUUCAGAAUAAAUCACUUGCAGAUCUCGACAAGAAUGGUCUCGUGCGGUCGAUGAACUGGCACCACCCAACGUCUUCUUUGGAGAUUGGUACAGUGCGUGCGAACGUCAGACGCGUGGCGAUGGACGGAGUUGCCGGCACUGACGCUCUUACCAAGGAGCGGCAGGAGGUAGUCGAUUGUUCCCAGGAGGCCCCACGGCUGGCUGUGGGCGUGAAGCGUGAGGCUCAGCGUCUUAUUGACCAUUUCGUGGAAAUGCUGAGGGAUCGCAUGGACAAAGAAGGACUCUAUCACGGAGGCGGAGCGGGGGAUACUGUUGUCGGUUUGCGAGUGGACAAGCCUGCGGAUAUCGAUAAGGGUGAGGAGGAUGCCGGCGGCAUCAAGGAGAACGACGACUCCAAUGUCGCGAACAGGCAGGACAAGGAGUUCAGCUUCUUAAUCUCUUUCCUGACGUAUCUCUAUUCAGGAAAUUACCCGAAGGAGAACUCCAAGGCAGGCGGCGUUGCUAAUCAGCUUGUUGUCUGGUUGGUGAAGGACGGGAUACAUGAUCCAGUUCGGGCGCGCAGGGAACUUCAGGAAACCGCACCAUUCACACCGACGUAUUUGGUCCGAUCUGUGUCUGGUCAGCUGGCUGUAGAGCUGAGACGAGUGUAUGGGCAUAGGAGCCGUGAUCUCCACAAUAAGGGAGAUUGCAGCCUUUUCUGGAAGCGUACAUCGCUGAAGGAAAGAUUGGUGCGGUUGGGCGAGUUGGAUAACUCGACCAUCACCUCAGUGAACGACCUUGACACAUGGAUAGCAGGAAAAGAACCCGGUUUUAUCAUCAAGAACUUUGUCGCCGACGUCGCCCCUCAAGGUCUCACAAGUCGACAGCGGAAGCAAGCAGAUCAUCGAUCUGCGGCCAAGCUGUGGUCCUUGGAUCAGAUCCGGAGUCACUUGGUGGAUGUCCAGAAUGAAUGGCUCGACCCCAUUACCUAUGCCACGAAGGGAUAUGUCCUCCGAAACUCUCUAAAGACCGACGGGUUCAGGAUACAGUUGUUGGCAUUCAAGCUUCGAGAGUUUCAGGAUGUUCGAUUUCGCCGUAUCGCAGAGGACAGGCUGCCCUCAAGAUUGACUUCGACUGUUGGCGGAAUCGAUUACUUUCUGCCUGAGAUCAGGGAUGUCAUUACCAGCAAGGACGACGUCGCCAAAUAUUGGCCAGGAGUUCAACCCGAAGAGAUCAAGGCGUUGACUUUGGACGGCGGAAGGCAUGUGUCAUUGGCGCCUCUGCGGAUAUUCCGGACGACUCGCUCAGGACUGGAAACGGCAAGGAGGUCGGCAGGUAACUUCAAGCAUGGAAGGGAUUGUUGCUACCUCUGUGGAACCGACAGCAACGUCGACAUCCUCAAUCUCUCUUCCUAUCCCCAUCUCGGUUUCAACUCAAGAUCAACAGACAACAACCUCGCCUCUGGUGUCAACAAGGACGGUGUUUCACAAUCUGCGUUGAAACAAAAGGCGGUGUAUCAACCAACAUUCCGCUUCCGUCGGUGGCUGGAGGGCGAGAAGCAGGCGUUGCUGGAUGUGGGUGAGGAACACCGAACGAUUGCAGGAAUCGAGACUGAACUUCCACCUUUGAAAGGCGAGGGGGCGAGUGUCAUCAACUACACUGCAGAGCUGAGGCGAGUCGAGGAGAGACUAUUGGAGUUCUAA